This is a messenger RNA of Aspergillus uvarum CBS 121591, 2006 nucleotides long. RefSeq lists its product as uncharacterized. The record is from RefSeq and is a predicted model, not a curated record. NCBI's taxonomy places the organism in Eukaryota, Fungi, Ascomycota, Eurotiomycetes, Eurotiales, Aspergillaceae. The transcript is spliced from 5 exons. The coding region runs from base 195 to 1844 and encodes 549 amino acids.
UGCACUACAUAUUCAGCAACCUUUCACCUGCGAUAGCGAUCAAGCCUCGCCAAACUUAUGCACCAAGUCUUCGUGAACAUCAAGCGUUCGUUCUGACACCCGGUUUGGCUUGCUUAAGUCCAGAUCGUUCGAUACGAUACAAUCUCAUAAGAAUCACGACCAUUCUCAAGUCUUUCAUCUAAUACACAUUCACCAUGGUUUACACACCUGCAACUCCGUCGGGGUCGGGGCCUACCAAGAGGCCCGCCUCUAGCCUUCAAGAUGGCGUUCUCGGAUGGGAAACUGCUCCAGUCAUGAACGCCUCUUUGCAAACAACCGUCAACAUGCCCUUCAGCCACUACUCUCUUAUCUACUUGGAUCACAUGGGCCGGCUGCAGGUUCAAGAGUCGCCUUCAAUCAGCGGCCAGAACAUGACUAUCUUCAGCAACGACGUGCGAGAGAAAUUCCUAGAGAUACUGGGCUCACAAGUCGGCUAUAGACAGCCUUUGAUUCGCAGAACCUCCGGUGUUAGUCCCACUGCUCUGAACAACGAUCGCAUGAAUGAGAGAUACCGGCGCCAGGGCAAGAAGCGCAGAACUCAGCCUAGCGCUUCCUCUUCAAAUCUGCGAUACUCGAACCCCUACACCAAUACCGUGCAAGAUCUGCCCCCCGUUGUUGCUGUCACCAGGGUUGCCAUCCAGAUUGGCGACGCGGAGAAGUUACUGCAGUACUACCGGGUAGCUCUGAUCAACGUUCAGCAGCAAAACUGCCGUAUCAUCGCCAAAGCAUUCAUUAAGUACAUUGAGCCGCGGAAGCAAGUGCGGCACCCAUACAACGGUGGCCGACCCAGGCCAGGAGCGCCACCAGGAACCAAAGGAGAUCCGGAGUUGACGAAGCCCGCAUGGUGGCCAGCGGAUGUGAUUCACAAGGAGCCUGAUCAUCUCAAGAAGAACGAACGGAUCAAGCUUCUUCUCCACAUUAUUCGAAACCUCGCCCAGCACGGCAUCACUCCAGAAGAUUUGCAGGAGGUUGCGCAUGACUGCAGAAGACACAUCCCCGUCGAAAAGAUGGCUAUCCUGGACGAAAUGUUCAGGGUCCGCAAGAUGGAGGUGCGGUACGAGACGGGCGAAGUUGAUGCGACCACCAUUGUGUACGUCGAGGCAAGAGACGACAAGGAAGAGAAGGAUGAGGGCAAUGAGAAGGACAUUGACUGUGUGGUUGAGCCGGAACAGAAGAUCGAGCCGGAAGAGACCGAGUGCAACGAGGUGAUCACCUCAACGGCAUCUUCAAUUGAAGACUUGUCUGCUCCAUUCACAGCCAUGGAUCAUCCAGUCAGCAUGUCCUCUCACCGUGCCAUCUCGAUGGGAGCGGAUCAGGGCCAGCUCUUCCCUCUACCAGAGUCGCUGAGCUACGGUGAGACGGAUCGACUACAGGGGCAAUCUUUCUACUCGGCCGCCGGGGACUUCAAGGACGAGUAUACAUCGCCCACAGUAAUCAACACCCCCACAAGCAGCGAGAUGCCCAGUCCGCUCGAGCAGACCUCGUCAUUCGACUGCAUGACCCCUGCUCCUCUCAGUACUGCCGCUGGCUCGGAACACCAUCGCCCUACGACCAUGUCCAUGCAGCACUCUGUCGGACCAUACGAUAGUUGGGCCGCGCCAUCCUACCGUCCACAACCCCUGUACAGCUCCUUCGACUACAGCACGGUAGCAACCAGCCAAGCGAUGUCCCAGCCGGCUAUGCACUACCAGAUGCCGAUGCCAGAGAUGCACGGCCUGCCUGAGCUGGGAAGCCCCUCGAGGAUGUCCUUCCGGACCGGCUCCUUGAGUCAUUCGAACCUCCACCAGUCUGCUGAGCAGCUGUGAAUAUCGACCGCACACGAAAUGACCACGCAACGAACAUAUAUGAACUUCCUUUUCUCCGUCUCUUUUUUUUUUCUUCUGUUGUUCUGGACUGGUGUACCUUUUUUUUUUUUGCUGGCUUUGUCACCGUUUUUCUUCAUGUGUACUUGACUUAGAAUUGUUGGG